Zymoseptoria tritici IPO323 is the source of this 432-nucleotide messenger RNA. RefSeq lists its product as uncharacterized. The record is from RefSeq and is a predicted model, not a curated record. NCBI's taxonomy places the organism in Eukaryota, Fungi, Ascomycota, Dothideomycetes, Mycosphaerellales, Mycosphaerellaceae. The transcript is spliced from 3 exons. Bases 1 to 432 code for a protein of 143 amino acids.
AUGGCUAGCAGGAAGAAGAAGCAGGAGUCGAUUGAUAUCUCGUGGGGUCGUGGGACUCCCGCGAACAUACACCGUCUUGCUUCCGGCUGCCUCUUCAAAACUUCACAGCAUCGCCGCGUGUCUCUGCUUGGAAGAACGCCCAACUCCUUCAAGGACUCUCCGGCUCUCAGUCCGCCGUCCAACAUGCCACCCACAUUCGGCACCACGGACUUUAACAUUGAGCGACUCCUCGAGCGUGGCAAAUCCGCGCUGAAGCUCCACGACACAGAAUUGGAGAUUCAUGAAUCUUUUCCGACUCCAGUGUUUGGAGGGCGGGACCGAGCUCCGCAAGAUGGCGUUUCGCGCCCACACGACUCCAUACGCCAGAGAUUUUACGAAGAGAUGGACAAAGAGAACAACAAAUACAACAAGGAUGAUGAAGAUUGUGCAUAA